CAGCUAUAGCAUCUUUUAUCUCGGACUGCUCUUCUCUUCAUUCGAAACUUUCGAGCAUAUGGCACUCUCAAAACAGCAAUUUGUUUGCCCGAAAGAAUUUUUCGAAGUUGUUAAUGGCCAAAAGCGUUAUUCUCUGCACCUUCUUGCGGAGCAGUGUGGUUAUGGUCUCCUUUUGGAAUCAAUUGAUAUCGUUCAAAAAGCGAUUUUGAUGUUGAAACUCGGCGCGGAUAUCUCUAGACUGGAUUUCGAUGGCUGUACCAUUCUCCAUACGGUUCUAGGUUGUGUUCGGCGUCAUCAGAUUUCAUCAACCAGGCGAGGACGGGAUUUUAGGCAACGGAUUCGAUCACUCCACGAGCCGAAGGAGUUUCUCAUAGCUUCUAUUACCGCUGGUGCCAAUGUAUACGCCAUUGAUGCUAGAGGCCUAACACCAUCUGUGUAUGCUCGGAUGUUUCAGCGCGAAAUGGAAUGGCUUGACGCUCUCAGGUUGACUGGGUAUGAUCCCGAAGAGGUUAUCGCCCAAUCAGAUCCCGAUUCCCACAAUUGUUUUGGCAGGAAGCAAGCAUCAAGAUUAUCUUUUGAAGAAUACUACUUGCGCCGCGAACGGGAUCUGGAAUCCAGGAAAUCUACCAUUUCUGAUGGUGAGGGUGAGGAUAUCAGUGAGAACGAAGACGACAGUGAAGAUAGUAGUGAAGACGAAGACGAUAGUGAAGAUAGCAGUGAGGACGAAUACAGCAGUGAAAAACUGACCGAGGACGACUAUGAACAAAUGACUGAUCAUGAGAACGAGAAUGAAUUGCUGAAAAUAUGCCAGACAUGUCGCAUGAGCCUUGGUGACGGCAAUGGCAUUACUGAUCAUUAUCGUCCCUUUUUGAGAUGAUUGCAGCAAAUAACAGCGCCUGGACGCGGCGAUGAGAACAGCCGUCAAUGAGAUGAUGUUUAUUCUUACAGGAAGCCUUUGGAGGGCAUCAUGGGGGCAGAACUUUCGACUUUGGAAGGAGAGAAAGUACAGGGCGAAUUUUGAGUGGAAGACACAUGGGUCGGUAAGAUUUUGAUGCCAGCUUUGUGUGUGAUAUAGCUUAGAGCUUCUAUGUGCACCCAAAAAAAGAAUUGCCUCC
Molecule: messenger RNA, 1115 nt
Organism: Hyaloscypha bicolor E
Lineage: Eukaryota; Fungi; Ascomycota; Leotiomycetes; Helotiales; Hyaloscyphaceae
Exons: 3
Source: RefSeq, a predicted model, not a curated record